ACUUGUGCGAUAAGAACCAAUAUUAUUUGUUGUCCGCUUUGUUCGCAUUGUGUUGGGAGAUUAUCGAUAGAGGGGGGUUAUUUCAGAAGCACGUGUUAAGAUGUUCAGGUCGCUGUAAAUUGAUGAACGUUGUAAUUUCGGUUUUGGAAAUAAGUUUAUUGUGUUUUUCUCGUUACACACAGAGGAGACCCCCGUAAUUCGGAAGUGACAAUUUUCAAUUAUCGGCAAGAUGGCUCUUGGUGCGGUUGUGAAUGAAUCCGAAAAUGAGACGAACACCAAAAAUCUCACUGGAGGCAGUGAAAAGAUAAAUAACUCCCCGACCACGGACAUCGAGGGUGCAGAUAAUGAAAAACUCAAUAAAGAAACAACUUUGCAAAAUGGGCAUGCCGAAGGAGCAAAAUUAUCAAAGGACGCUGAAGAGAAAGAAAAGGACGAAAGUGAAGAGAAAAAUAAGGAUGAGGUAGUGUUCAUUCAGGAUGUUGGAUUUACUGUAAAGAUUGUAAGUCCAGGAGCUGAGCCUUUUGAUAUUCAGGUAUCCAGCAUGGAACUGGUACAAGAGAUUCACCAACUCUUAAUGGACAGAGAAGAUACCUGCCACAGAACCUGCUUCUCACUACAAUUGGAUGGCAACACUUUGGACAAUUUUGCAGAACUUAAAAACAUUGAAGGUUUAAAAGAAGACUCAGUCAUCAAAGUUGUGGAAGAACCAUACACCAUGCGUGAGGCUAGAAUUCACGUCAGACAUGUGAGAGACUUGCUUAAGUCUCUGGACCCAGCUGACGCCUACAAUGGUAGUGAAUGCAACUCAUUGAGCUUCCUGAAUAUUGUUACUCAAGGUGAUAUUUUGGAGAAGAAAAAAUCUCGUCCUGAAAGUGUGGACUGCACUCCACCUGAAUACAUCAUGCCUGACAGCAAAGAGAGACCAUUGACAGCCCUUCAGCCUCAACUAAAAGACCAAAAAAUGCCACAAUGUGUGAAAGUGUUAACAACAUCACCUUGGAAUCCACCACCUGGACAUCGUAAGAUACAUGGUGAUUUAAUGUAUCUAUAUGUGGUAACAUUAGAAGAUAAACACUAUCACAUAUCAGCCUGUUCAAGAGGUUUUUACAUCAACCAAUCAUCCACUGAAGAAUUCAACCCUAAGCCAUCAUCUCCUAGUCACUUGUGCCAUUCUCUCAUUGAACUUUUGAACCAAAUAUCACCGCAAUUUAAAAGAAACUUUAGCAUCCUUCAAAAGAAACGUAACCAACGUCAUCCAUUUGAACGAGUCGCCACCCCUUAUCAGUUAUACGCUUGGACUGCCCCCACUAUGGAACACACCAUUGAUGCCAUUAGGGCUGAGGACACCUUUUCCUCAAAGCUGGGCUAUGAGGAACACAUACCAGGUCAAACGAGAGAUUGGAAUGAGGAACUCCAAACGACUCGCGAAUUACCCAGAAAAACACUGCCUGAACGUCUAUUACGCGAACGUGCUAUAUUUAAAGUGCACAGCGAUUUUGUUGCGGCCGCAACACGUGGUGCUGUUGCAGUCAUCGACGGCAAUGUGAUGGCCAUUAAUCCUGGUGAAGAGGCCAAAAUGCAGAUGUUUAUCUGGAAUAACAUAUUCUUUUCUCUUGGUUUUGAUGUACGCGACCACUACAAGGAACUGGGUGGAGAUGCUGCCGCAUUUGUAGCGCCGCGUAACGAUAUACAAGGUGUACGUGUUUAUAGUGCGGUGGAUCUUCCUGGGCUUUACACCUUGGGAACUGUGGUAAUUGAUUAUAGAGGUUAUAGAGUUACAGCCCAAUCAAUUAUCCCCGGAAUUUUAGAACGUGAACAAGAACAGUCUGUAGUUUAUGGAUCAAUUGAUUUUGGAAAAACUGUUUUAUCUCAUCCGAAAUACUUGGACCUGUUAAACAAGGCUGGUCAACAAUUAAAAAUUUUACCUCAUCAUGUAUUAAAUGAUAAGGAGGAAUCUAUUGAGCUGUGUUCUAGUGUUGAAUGCAAAGGUAUAAUUGGAAAUGAUGGCCGUCACUACAUUUUAGAUUUGCUCAGGACUUUCCCACCAGACGUUAAUUUCCUUAAACUUGAGGGCGAGGACCUAAGCAAAGAUGUGAAAGCUCUAGGUUUUCCAAUUGAACACAAACAUAAACUGUGUUGCCUUCGUCAAGAAUUAAUAGACAGUUUCGUUGAUGCACGUUAUAUGAUGUUUAUUAAGUACGCAGCGUACCGCCUACAACUGUUAAAUAUGAUCAAAAAUGAAGACAAAACUAAGGGUAUUGAAAAUGGGUCAGAAAAAGUUGAAGUACCUGAGCCUGUAGGCAAAUCUUCAGACGAAGAUAAGGAAAAAGUAGACAACAAGGAAAAGGAAGAGGAAGAAAAGAAGAAGAGCCAAAUACAAGAGGACGAAGCCAAAAAGAUUGUUGAGAGCAUAAAAGAUGGCACCAAAGCAGAAUGUAAGGAUAAAAUUCCGUUUUUAAAAAUUUUAAAUAAUAAUCGGUUGUUUAUAGUGGAGGAAAGUACUAAAAACAUAGUGAAGACUGCUGCUGCAGCUGUUGGGUCUCUAAAGGAAACCGAAUUUGAUAUUCGGUUUAAUCCGGACGUUUACUCGCCCGGAAUUAAGCACUGUGAAAGUAGUGACCCACCACUAGCAAAGCAAAAACAAUUAGUCAAAGAUGCAGCUGAAUUCUUGUUAACUGUUCAAAUUCCCACUUUUAUACGUGAUUGUCUGGACCAUUCAUCUGCUCCCAUGGACGGAGUCACGUUGUCUGAGGCGAUGCACAAUAGAGGAAUUAACAUAAGAUAUUUGGGAAAGGUUGCCAAUUUACUGUCGAAAGUUAAGCAGCUAGAGUAUUUACAUAGCAUCGCUGUGGCUGAAUUAAUCUUACGUUCGGCCAAACAUAUUUUCACCACGUAUCUUCAAGGCUGUGAAAUGAUGAAUUUAUCUGUUGCUAUAGCACACUUUUUGAAUUGCUUCCUGUUUUCUGGUGCUGUACCAAACCCAUUGCAGGGUGUGGAUGAGUUCCAGGGUAGGAACAACAAGAAACGCAAUAAAAGGCGGGGCAGGGCAAAUCCCCUUUCUUGCAACGAUAAUAACGAGUGGGCCACCCUUACAACAAAAAUUCUUUGGAACCAACUGAAGACAGAACUGAAGGGUUACUUCGAUUAUGAUCUACAAACAAUCGAAAUCGACUCAACCAUUGAGACCUACAACUUACAAAAGGUGUCCCUGUUGCGGUCGUUCUGUCUAAAAACCGGCAUCCAGAUUAUUUUAAGAGACUACAAUUUCGAAUCAAAGAACAAACUCAUAUUUUAUGAGGAGGACGUCCUCAAUAUUUUCCCCAUUGUCAAACACAUCAAUCCAAGAGCCACAGACGCGUACAACUUCUACACAACAGGCCAAACAAAAAUCCAGCAAGGGUAUCUUAAAGAUGGAUAUGAGCUUAUUAGUGAGGCUCUAAACUUGCUCAAUAACGUCUAUGGGGCCAUGCACCCAGAAAUAGCUCAGUGCUUAAGAAUGAUUGCCCGUUUGAAUUAUAUUAUGGGUGACCAUGCAGAAGCAAUGGCAUAUCAACAAAAGGCUGUGCUAAUGUCCGAACGUGUCAAUGGUAUCGAUCAUCCAUACACGAUCACUGAAUAUGCUCAUCUGGCGUUGUAUUGUUUCGCUAAUAGUCAGGUCAGUACAGCCCUCAAGCUCUUAUAUAGGGCGAGAUAUUUGGCCGUCAUAGUCUGCGGGGAGAAUCACCCUGAGGUUGCCCUACUUGAUAGCAAUAUCAGUUUAAUAUUACAUGCUGUUGGAGAGUAUGAAUUGUCACUGAGGUUUUUGGAAAAAGCCUUAGCCUUAAAUAUCAAAUAUUAUGGUGGUAAAUCUCUUAAAGUUGCAGUCAGUUUCCAUUUGGUAGCUAGGACCCAAAGCUGCAUGGGAAACUUUAGAUCUGCACUCAACAAUGAAAAAGAAGCCUAUGCUAUCUACAAACAACAGUUGGGUGAGAAUCAUGAAAAAACCAAAGAGUCGUCAGAAUGCCUGAAACAUUUGACGCAACAAGCUGUGGUUCUACAAAAGAAAAUGAAUGAAAUUUACACUGGAAAGAAUGGUGCAUCACUGCCUCCAAUACAAAUCCAACCACCUUCCAUGGGUUCUGUUUUAGACAUGCUGAAUGUAAUUAAUGGAAUAUUGUUUGUGCAAAUAAGUCAAGAGGAUAUCGAAAAUUUUAAGGCUGAAAUCGAAAAGAGACAGAAUGAGGAAUCAGAAGAUUCAGAAAAGAAAACACCUGAAGCUAUUGAAAGCCACUAGUAAAUUCUUUCUAUUUUCAUGUUACAAAUUAAAUUUUAGAAUAUUGUUAGAAAUUUGUAGUAAUUGAAAUUAAUUGUAAUUUCUUAGAUAUCGCAGCAACAUGCGCCACACAUACUAGUCAAUUUUAAACAUUUAUAUAUUUUUUAUAUAUAUAAAUUAGUAUUAAUAUGUUUUCUUCAAUUUUAGACUGAAUAUUAAAUAGAUUAUUUUGUUUAUAUAAGAAUCUUUUUAAUCGAAUUCCUAUAAUUUUUCACGGGCUAGUUAUGUUCAUUUUUAAAGGUACAUACUAUUGUAGACAAUAAGAAUGUUGCAUGUUGCUGGAAAAGAAAUACAACUUUUAUAUGUUACUUUUGCACAUGCUUUACUGAAGUGCAUUUUUCUAUAUUAUCUAGUUGUUUUUUGUAAUCAAAAUUUUGUUAUUAGUAAAUAAACUUGAUUACAAUUUUUGACUAAUUUUUACAGAAAUUUUAUUAUGUUAUGUAAUAAAUACAACAAAUACCAAAUAUAUUUAUUUUUAUUUUA
Messenger RNA from Aethina tumida (small hive beetle), 4795 nucleotides. It is a transcript of the gene clu, whose product is annotated as clustered mitochondria protein homolog. Gene Ontology annotation, molecular function: mRNA binding; protein binding. The record is from RefSeq and is a predicted model, not a curated record. The transcript has 18 exons. Gene Ontology annotation, cellular component: cytoplasm. NCBI's taxonomy places the organism in Eukaryota, Metazoa, Arthropoda, Insecta, Coleoptera, Nitidulidae. The coding region runs from base 230 to 4273 and encodes 1347 amino acids. Gene Ontology annotation, biological process: intracellular distribution of mitochondria.